Messenger RNA from Helianthus annuus (common sunflower), 1507 nucleotides. RefSeq names its product general transcription and DNA repair factor IIH helicase subunit XPD. Gene Ontology annotation, biological process: transcription by RNA polymerase II; positive regulation of mitotic recombination; nucleotide-excision repair. The record is from RefSeq and is a predicted model, not a curated record. Gene Ontology annotation, cellular component: nucleus. Gene Ontology annotation, molecular function: ATP binding; hydrolase activity, acting on acid anhydrides, in phosphorus-containing anhydrides; DNA helicase activity. NCBI's taxonomy places the organism in Eukaryota, Viridiplantae, Streptophyta, Magnoliopsida, Asterales, Asteraceae.
AUGACUGCAGUUCAGCUUGCCGUUGGGACAUUCACUCUUUUAGCAAUCCUUCCAUUGGAUGUUAUGCAUACAUUAGGUAAUCUUACGACCAACAUGAGUCUCAGCAAAGUUUCUGUUUCGUUUUCUCACACAAUCAAGGCAAUGGAACCGUUAUUUACAGUUGUACUAUCUACUAUGUUUCUAGGAGAGAUCCCAACAACAUGGGUAUUGAGUUCGCUUGUACCAAUUGUUGGUGGAGUGAUACUUGCAUCCUUGACUGAGAGAUUUGAUUUUAUAUGGCAGGAUCUAAGAGCGUUUGGGAAGGAAAAAGGGUGGUGCCCAUACUUUCUAGCACGACAUAUGGUGCAAUUUGCAAACGUGGUGGUUUAUAGUUACCAGUAUUUACUUGAUCCUAAGGUAGCUGGGAUUAUAUCAAAGGAAAUGCAGAGAGAAUCUGUCGUGGUGUUUGAUGAGGCUCAUAAUAUUGAUAAUUUCUGCAUUGAGGCACUGAGUGUUAGUGUAAGGAAGCAGACAAUUGAAGGUGCAACUCGAAAUAUCAAUAAGAUGCCUCAGGAGAUUAACAGGUUUAAGGCCACUGAUGCUGGUAGAUUGCGUGCUGAAUAUAAUCGCGUUGUUGAUGGUUUAGCACAAAGAGGAAACUUGCCAACUGGUGACACGUGGCUUGCAAAUCCUGCUUUACCUGAUGACAUUUUAAAGGAAGCAGUACCAGGAAACAUACGGCGAGCAGAGCAUUUUUUGUCUGUUUUAUGCAGAUUAGUUCAGUACUUAAAAGGGAGUUUGGAUACAGAUAUCGUUGAAAAAGAGGGCCCGCUUACGUUUGUUAAUGCUGUGAAUUCAGAUGUUGGAAUUGACCAAAAAAUGCUGAAAUUCUGCUAUGAUCGUUUGCACUCACUUAUGCUAACUUUGGAAAUUACUGAUACCGAUGAAUUUUUGCAUAUUCAAAUGAUUUGCGACUUUGCAACACUUGUGGGGACAUACACCAGAGGUUUUUCAAUCAUAAUGGAUCCAGUUUUGCAGCUCAGCUGCCAUGAUGCUUCUCUUGCAAUAAAACCCAUAUUCGACAGAUUUCACUCAGUUGUGAUCACAUCUGGAACCCUAAGUCCAAUCGACCUCUAUCCUCGACUUCUUAAUUUCAAUCCCGUGGUUAGUCAGUUUACCAUGUCGUUAACAAGGGAUUGCAUAUGCCCCAUGGUUCUCGGUUCUCUCACGGGGAAGCCAUCAGCUUCCAGUUUUAGCACAAAAUUUGAUUUGAGAAGUGAUCCUGGAGUUGAAAGAAAUUACGGAAGGCUUUUACUGGAAAUGGUUUGGAAUGAAACAGGAAUCUUGAAGGUGAGCGCUGCUUUUUUACAAAAUUGACCAAAAUUUCCGAUGGGGUCCCUAGCUUUCCAAAAGUGCACGGAUGGUCCCUGUGGUUUGCACUUAAUAACGCAUUUAGCCUCCAACUUUUGCCAAAACUACACGAAUGGCCCCUGUGGUUUUAGUAACACAUUUAGUCUCCAACUUUUGC